Pongo pygmaeus (Bornean orangutan) is the source of this 1285-nucleotide messenger RNA. It is a transcript of the gene IDI2, whose product is annotated as isopentenyl-diphosphate delta isomerase 2. Gene Ontology annotation, biological process: isopentenyl diphosphate biosynthetic process; isoprenoid biosynthetic process. Gene Ontology annotation, molecular function: isopentenyl-diphosphate delta-isomerase activity. The record is from RefSeq and is a predicted model, not a curated record. The transcript has 6 exons. Gene Ontology annotation, cellular component: cytoplasm. Bases 1 to 720 code for a protein of 239 amino acids. NCBI's taxonomy places the organism in Eukaryota, Metazoa, Chordata, Mammalia, Primates, Hominidae.
AUGGUGUUGGGAGUGGGUGUUCUCUUCUGCAUGCAGCAGUUUUCUCAGAGAUCUGAGAAGGCUACCCCAAUGUUGACGUUAAUGUGUCGGAUUAUUUUAAGGGUAUUAAAGGGCCCUGGUUCAUCUUGCACAUUCAGUUCCACAUCUGAUACCCAGGAGUCUCCAGCUUCCGAGAGAGGGCUGCUACACCGAGCCUUCAGUGUUGUCUUGUUUAACACCGAGACUCGAAUCCUGAUACAGCAGAGGUCGGACACGAAAGUCACAUUUCCUGGGUAUUUUACUGACUCCUGUAGUAGCCACCCAUUAUACAACCCAGCAGAACUGGAAGAAAAGGAUGCCAUCGGAGUGAGGCAGGCAGCCCAGAGGCGUCUGCAAGCAGAGCUGGGAAUUCCUGGGGAGCAGAUUUCUCCAGAGGACAUUGUGUUCAUGACAAUCUAUCACCACAAGGCAAAAUCAGACAGAAUUUGGGGAGAGCAUGAAAUUUGUUACCUUCUGCCUGUGAGGAAAAAUGUCACUGUGAACCCGGAUCCCAAUGAAACAAUAAGCAUCCUCUACCUGUCCCAGGAGGAGCUGCAGGAGCUCCUGGAGAGGGGGGCCAGGGGUGAAGUCAAAGUCACCCCCUGGCUAAGAACCAUUGCCAAGAGGUUUCUGUACCGGUGGUGGCCUCACCUGGAUGAUGUGACCCCGUUUGUGGAGCUUCACAAAAUACACAGAGUAUGAGAGGCAGAGAGGUCGAAUCAGCCGUGUGUAAUGCCCUCAGUGCAGGCAGACGCACCAUCGAGGCAAUGACAUACCCUCUCCAAAAAAACAGGGCAAAAGGGGCACUUGAUUGCCCAUCAUCUAUAAAUCACUAUUUUAACCUUUUCAUCAACUUUGUCAUAUCUUAAUUUUCCCUUUUCCUUAUUUCUGUGUUUCUCAUCUGCCUGGUUGCAGGGAGGAAAUUUAAUGUUUCCUUUGUCCCAAUUUCCAUUUUAUAAGCACUUGUUCGAUUAACAGCGGACUGUUGGGGAGAUCUUGAGAGUUCUGAAGCAGGCGAACUAGCCUGGCUGGACCGUGAGGCUGUCUCCCCACAGCUUUAUCCAAGCCUCCAAGGUCAGGAUGGGAUCUCUGCAUCAUCUUUUUCUUUUUAAAUCACUUAUUUCAGAGUGCAACACAAGGUUGCAUUUUUUAAAAAAAGACACAUUCAAUCUUGCACCCUAAUACAAGCAGUACAGAAGACGUGUAUGCCUCAGCCAAGUGACUCGACGUUUAUCCACUUCUGUUCAUUUGAUUAUGUUUCAGUAAU